AUGGCCGUCACACCAUCCCAGGCAGUACUCUUCACCUGGAUUGCCGCGAUAGCCCCCUCGCUCUCGGACUGGGUGGUCGGCUUCGCUGCUGGGCGCUCCGCGCUGGCAGCCCCAGGCCGCGCGGCGGUCGUCGGCUGGGUGGCGCCCGAGCCGCCGGGCCUGCCCUCGCUGGGUCCCUCGGUGCGGCUCGCGCCCGACUGUGCCGCGGCGUUCGAGGUCCUCUGGCCGUGCGUGGGACGCCUCGCGGUCUCGGCCGACCUCGCUCUCGCCGGGCGCCUGGGGUUCGGGGACCUCGAGGAGCUCUUCGUGCUGUACUUGAGCCGCUGUGCUGCGUGGCCCGACUCGGCGCAGCUCCGGGCGAUCCGCAGCGGAGCAAGACUGGCAGUCGGGGACGCAGCUGCUCGCGUGUACCCUCUGACGACGGGUCAGUCGUCGAGGUCUCUGCCGUACUACGUGGCGGAGGUUGUGCCGCUCGCAAUGUUCCUGGCGGACGGCGUAUUGCACGGGCUGAUCGUGGAGGCCCGCAUCGAGGUGGCGCCCUUGCAGGAGUCUGAGCCCGAUCGCCACGCGCCAGCAGGCCCGUCACACUGCCUGUCGGUGGAUGGCCGCCAGCGCUCGCCCCGUCGCCGCCGUCCCCAGGGCGAGCAGGUGAGGCUCGCCGGCAAGGAUAGCAACCCACCUGUCGCCGACGCGGGUGCGGGAGCCGCCGAGUCACCUGGCGGCGCCGGGUACGCGGGCGGCAGCAUGCUGGCCGCCGACGGCGAGCGUCAUCGCUGGCUGGCCAGCAAACCUGGUCGGAUCGGGGAGUUGGGAAUCCCUGUGCUGCACGCAUACGUCAUGAUCGGGCUGGGUGACCGCAGCGCCGCCGACAUCGACGGCGAGACAAUGCUGAUGCGGAGCGCUUCUGGGACCAACGUGGCCGACUACGCGACCAUGAAGACCUCGGCCUACGAGGUGGCGGUUCACUACGUCGGCGGCGCGCCCAUCUGCUUCGGGCGGCGUGUUGAGAUCGUGCCGAGCCGCGCGCCUUCCCACGGCGAUGGAUCCGAGCCGACCGCCCCUGCAGACGCCGCCGAGCCGAGCGAUGUUCGCACUUCGUGGGAGGACACUGACGCCAUGAACGACCCGCUCAAGUCAUGGCGUAAUGAGGUCAUGGAGAGCUACCCCACUGUGUGGGCCGACAGCCUCUGCUCGAUGUUUUAUCCCAGUCACUCUGAUCGGCAUGGCGACAUCGUCAGGAGGUGCCUUGACCUCUGGUCUCGCUCGAAGAUUCUCUGGCCGCACGAGCAGGUCAUAUACGAGAGCUCCGUCCCCUACGAGGUCAUCUACGAGGGGGGCUCCUACGACCAGCUCAACAAGCCGUCGCUGUUCAUCUUCGAGUGCAUAGCGCGCCGCCUCCAGAGUAGUGUGGACGUGUACUCGGGCGACUCCUCUUGGCCGCAGUGGGCCAGCGCAGGGCUUCACUCCAGCGUGGGUUUUGCGGUGGUCAUGGUCGCGCCCGAGCUGGAGCACUACGUGGCCAUGACGGCCGUGGACGAGGCCGAGGUCGAGUCCAUGCGGGUGCAGGCCCGCAUCCUUUUGAUCUCUGCCGACGCCGCCGCUGCUGGCGGACCCCCUGUCGCUGGACGCAGUACACCUGUCGCCGCCAUCUUCCCUUUGCCCGACGACUCCAGCCUCGUCGCGGAUUUCUGGAUCCACCUUCAGGGGCGUGCCCAGCGCCGGUUCGUGAGGGAUUGGCGGGAGUGUGUGCGCUCAUUAAAUUGGUUGUGGGGUGCUGGUCAUCGUGAGGUCGCCCGACGGGCUCGCGGCGACGUCCAUCCAUACCGUUUUCAACUUCAACGUGAGGUGCUGGUGCGAGUCGCCCAGGGGGUCCAGACGUAUCUGGACCCACCCUCCGACCUUUCUCCGAAGGAGGCCUUUCAGGGGCUACUUCGAGGCCGCGGGGUCUACGACACCGAGACGGCCUACACUACCCUGGCACCCUACCAACGGGGCGCGGUUUCUCUUCCUUGUGACGUCUCGACGGCCCCGGCCGUGGGAACCUUGGUCACGGGGCGCGCCCUCGAGUAUCUGGUAGAGGCAGAGGAGCAGAUGAUCAGGGCCGAUGCUGAGGUCCAGCUUGACCGUGUGACGAAUGGCGAAAUCAAGAUCUACACCGACCCGCUGCUCGCCAAUAGUCGCCGACGGUACUCCACCUUCGUGAAGGAUCUGAAGCGGAAAGGCUUGGUGGGCGUCACCCGCGAUCCCAAGGAGUUCGUGGGUGUUUUCUUCGUCUGGAAGAAGGAGCGCGCCUCCAUGAGGAUGGUGCUCGACGGUCGCCGCUCCAAUCAACGUUUCGUGACCCCUCCUGGGGUCGAGCUGCUGUCGACCGAAGGGCUUGGUCGGAUCGAGUGCGACACGGAGCAGACCGGCACAUUGCCCAUCUUCCUGGGCAAAGCUGACGUGAAGGAUUGCUUCCACCGCAUGAUGUUCGGCAACCACCUCUCCAAGUACUUCUGCUACCCGGGCGGCAUGGCCAAGGAGUUUGGCAUCGUCGGGCAGCUGGUGGAGGGGGUGCCUGCUCGCGCUGACGAUUACCUCUGGCCAUGCGCCCUCGCGUUGCCCAUGGGCUGGACGUGGUCGCUCUAUUUCGCUCAGGUGGCCAACCUCGGCCUGGUGGAACGGGUCCCCGCGGUGGCGUCGAGUUGCGUGGCCACCGAUCGAGGGCCCCCCAUCGUGCUGUCUCCGACCUCCUCCUGGCACUACGUAUACGUCGACAACGUUGGGCUCAUGUCGCUCGAUGCCUCCUACGUCAAGGGGGCUCUGGCGGACACCAUCGCGGCCUUCGACGCCGCGGGCCUCGUCAUGCAUGACAUCUCGGUGGACUCCGACACCGCCGAGGCGCUGGGAGUGACGCUCGAUGGCCAGAAACACCAGACCCUCGUCAACCACCGACGCUACUGGAAGGUGAGACUCGGCCUGCGGUGGGCCCUCUCGUUGCGGCGCCUGGCAGGGCGAGAGCUCGAAGUAUUGCUUGGCCACUGUACAUUCGUUGGUUUGAUGUGCCGGGAGACCCUGUCCGUGUGGUACACCGUCUACAACUUCAUCCGUGAGCGGUACUGGGCCAAGAGCGACAUGUGGGAGUCCGCACGUCAGGAGCUCGAGUGCUUCCUCGGGCUGAUGCCGCUCCUUCGGUCUGAGUGGGAUCGGCCGUGGCUCACGCAAGUACUGUCCGUGGACGCCAGCCCGUACGGCUGGGGGAUAGCCAGCUCCGAGUUCGGAGUGUCGAUGGUGAAAAAACAGGGCAGGAUUCUUGAGCGAUCUCGUUUCCGUCGACUCGGAGGGUUGCCGGCUCGGGCCAGUGCCCUCGCCGCCGCGGGGUUCGUCUACUCACCCACCACCGAUCGCUGGCAGGUCGACGAUGAGAAAGAGCGUGACCCUUCGGACGUUCGGGAAGCUGGAGCUUGGGAGAUGCGUGAGGAUUUCCCUGAGAUUCCUGGGGGCCUCCUCCACGGGGAUCGGUGGCGCUUGAUUUUGCAUGGUAAGUGGGCCUACUCCGAGGAUAUCCUGAUUCUCGAGGCCCGCGUCCUGGUCAAAGCUAUCAGACGAAUCGCGGCCUACGCGUUGGGCCGGGGGGCUCGAUUUGGGUUCAGGUGGCAUCCCUCAGAGCUCAACAGUAGCGACGCCGGUUCCCGUAUCUACGACCCCAACUACGACUCCACGAAGGAUCUCACUCGCCUGCCUGCGGAUCCACCUCGGUCCGUCGACGUGCCGGCUCAAGUUCCCGAAUCGCUCGAGAACCCAGAUUCUUUUGCCUGCACCGUAUUCCACGACUGCCAUGAUGCGGACCCGCAGCCUGGAGGCGCCGAGCCAAACCAUCGCUGGCCAGAGGAGCUAGCUCACGACGGUCGGAGCGCGUCCGAUGACGACUUCCUGUCCGCCUUCAGCGACCACGGGGCUAACGACGACGCCUACUUGGCUGCGACCGGAGACACGCUCGAUGCUGGAUACUGGGAAGGUGCCCCCAACCAGAGGAUGGAGAGGAGUCUCGACGGCAAGACGCCCGCUCUCCUGCUGGUUCGGUGGACCGUCGCGGUGGAGUUCGCGAGGCGGGACGAGCUUGUCAUGGGUGUCGCCGUGAUGAACGGAGUCAGCUGCUACCUCAGGCCAGGGCUCCUCAACCUUACCUCGGCCAACCUGGUGGCCCCGGGAUCGCUGGUGUCGCAGUACUGGAGCCUCCUUUUGCAUCCUUCAGAGAGGGAAAAGAGGAGCCAGGUCGGCGAUGCGGACGAUUCGCUGAUCAUCGUCUCGGCCCACAUGCUGCCGUGGGGUCACGUUUUCCUCCAGGCCUUGAAGGAGAAGGGCGGCCCGCUGUCGUCCUUCGAUUGUUUCACCUUCUGGGCGAAGUUGAAGACUGUCGCCGAGAUGUUGGGCUUGUUGCACCUUGUACCGUGCCUGAUGAGACAUUCGUGGACGUGGAUAGAUCGCCUCAAGCCAGAUCGCAGCCAGGAGGGGAGUCAGAGGCUCGGAAGGUGGAAGCGCUGGAAGAGUCUCACACGCUACAAGAGCGCCCGCCUCGGAAGCUUCUGGAACGAGCUCGCUGCCGAGAUGCCAGCACACGUGUUUUUGUGCAAGGACCAGUUCGCCACCGCCCGUCCGCGGCUAGUUAAGGACGGCGCCUACAUGGCCGACCUGUUCUCUGGCUCAGGCAAAGUUGGUCGAGCGGUCACUCGGCUGGGGUUCUCAGCUAAGGCCUGGGACAUCAUCCACGGGCCCAACCAUGACCUCACAGACCCAGCGGUGCUCCGCCUACUGUUUUCGGACAUCCGUGACGGCAAGAUCUUCGCCGCCAUGAUCGCUCUCCCCUGCACCUCGCUGACCAUCGCUGGAGACAG
Prorocentrum cordatum is the source of this 4874-nucleotide messenger RNA. The record is from the annotation of a GenBank genome assembly. NCBI's taxonomy places the organism in Eukaryota, Dinophyceae, Prorocentrales, Prorocentraceae.